Messenger RNA from Penicillium canariense, 1920 nucleotides. RefSeq names its product RNA-binding protein VTS1. Gene Ontology annotation, molecular function: protein binding; mRNA binding; translation repressor activity. The transcript has 2 exons. Gene Ontology annotation, cellular component: P-body. Lineage: Eukaryota; Fungi; Ascomycota; Eurotiomycetes; Eurotiales; Aspergillaceae. The record is from RefSeq and is a predicted model, not a curated record. Bases 1 to 1920 code for a protein of 639 amino acids. Gene Ontology annotation, biological process: regulation of mRNA stability; nuclear-transcribed mRNA poly(A) tail shortening.
AUGGCCAGCCAUAUCAUCGGCAACCGCAACAGCACCCCGGAGGCGGCCCCGAAUUCCACCCUGCGUCCUCCGUCGUCUGCCCGCAACCUCGGAUCGCACCAGCUGCGGGCCUCCGCCGACAUGUCCGGAUUCCCCUCGCCGCUGUCCUCCCGCAGCAUGCGUCCAUCCUCGGAGGUUUUCUUCAACCCACAAUCCCAAGGUCAAAACACAACGGAGGAUGCCUUGGAUCGGGCAGCCCAGCAGUGGCUGGCGGAUAUUGAUCAGUACGAGGCAACACUGGAGGAGAUGGCAGCGGCCACUCUCGACCAGGACUUCAAAGAUGAACUCAGUGCCAUCGAGCAGUGGUUCCGCGUCCUGAGCGAGGCGGAGCGGACGGCAGCGCUAUAUGCGUUAUUGCAGCAGACCACCCAAGUGCAGAUUCGGUUUUUCAUCCAAGUCCUGCAGCAGAUGUCCCAGAGUCAUCCCAUGUCUGGGCUUCUUUCUCCGGCCAACUUUGGUGAAAAAGGUAAUCAACGCAACGAUCUACAUUUUCAUGCAUCCCAAAACAAACAAAUGGCUAACUCCAUCUUCCCUAUCGCAGAUGCUAUGUCUAGCCGCUUGAGCGAUGCCAUGUCGAAACUCAAUAUGGACACCUCCCGGGGUUCCUUGGGCCGGCCCCCGCCAUCCCCCGGCGCGAAGCGUAACUCGGGUCUCGAUUCGUCUACUAUAAACGCGAUGUUCCCGGAUGCUGCGGCCGCGAUCGCGAAGAAGAAGGCGGAGUUCACACAACAGACGGGCAAUGCCCCUCCAUCGAACCGGAACAGUGCGGUCUUCGGAGACCGUACCUCGUUCGUUGCACCCACCAUCUCCGCUCCUGAUAACAGCUCGGACAACCUGGGCCAGCCCCCAACCUCCCCAUGGGGUCAACGUGGCGGUCUCCCCGACACCCAGCCUCCGAUUGCUCGACCGAAAUCCUCUUCGGGACAUCAGCCCAUGGGCCAGUUCAGCCAGACUGUCAACACCUCGGGCAUGCGUUCUCCUCUACCCCAGACCGCCAACAUGCCCGCGCCUGACAUUGAGCCCCCUAUGCUCUCACCAUACAACGUUGGAAAUCACAGCUGGGCGUCGAUGACCAAUACCCCGAUGACCGCAACCUUCGGCCAGCAGCAGCAGAACAAUGGACAGCACUCUCAGGCUGACAUGGUGGCCAACGCGACCGCGAUGAAGUUGGCUGCUUUGUCUACGGUGAACAACCGCAUUGCGCUGGAUGAUGCUCGGAAGUACCGCCGGGCCCGCUCCAACGAUGGCCAGGGCAAGAACUCGGCCGCCAACCCUACCAUCUCCCAAGGUCUGGCCAGCCCAGGUCUGCACGGAUCGAUGGCCAGCCAGCUGCUGAAUGCGCAGCAACUGGCCGCAUUACAGGCCCAGCAGCAGGCUGCCAUGGCGGGACGGCGAUCUCGCCCGACCUCCCCCGGCAUCGCUAUGCAGGGGGGUGGCCUCGGUGCGAUGAGUUUCACCUCCCCGCAGAACAAUGGUUUCCUGGCAGCCUACGACCCGAACAACCCGCUGAUGGGUAACGGGCUGGCCUCGCUGGGUAUUGGGCAGUUCGGUCUAGGUGGUGAGGGCUACCUCUCUGACCAUUCUGAGGUCGCCCGUGGACGGUCGCCACGUGGUCGUCGUGGCAGCUCGAAGCCGCCAGAGGACCCCACGGACCCCGCUCUUCUGAAGGACAUCCCCAGCUGGCUGCGAUCCCUUCGGCUGCACAAGUACACCGACAACCUGAAGGACCUCAAGUGGACGGAGUUGGUCGAGCUUGAUGACAAGGCCCUGGAGGACCGUGGUGUCAACGCGUUGGGUGCGCGGAACAAGAUGCUCAAGGUCUUCGACCAGGUCCGAGAAGCCCGUGCAGACGGCAAGCUUGAUAACGUUCAGGGACUGUGA